Molecule: messenger RNA, 5344 nt
Organism: Microcebus murinus (gray mouse lemur)
Lineage: Eukaryota; Metazoa; Chordata; Mammalia; Primates; Cheirogaleidae
Source: RefSeq, a predicted model, not a curated record
GGGGCGGGGCUUGCGCACAGCCCGGAGCAGGCGAACCCAGGUCCAAACAGGCAGGCAUCUGGGGCCGGCUCUCUCUGCUGCGUGUGCAAGCCGGGCGCUAUUGGCAAAGUGGGGAGCGGGGCAAGCGCCGCCUGCCCAGGGCCUUUGUUCCACUGCAGGAGCCGGACAAAAAUAGAAAUGACAUGCUUGAAAUGCCACCGGAAUCUCAGAAAGUGUGAGUGCUGUGACAAAGUCACCCCGGGCGAUGUCCCGGGAGCCGAGGUGGGCGGUGGGCUCAGGAAGGGCCCUCAGAGGGGCCGCUGGCCUGCCUGGAGGCACCCAGUGAAUGUGCCGAGCCUGGCAACGGCUCGUGCAAAGGCCCUGAGGCAGGCGUGCGCCAGGCAGGCUCAAGCAGCCAAAAGAGGGCCAGCGCCGCUGGGGUCCUCCAGGGCCUGGCGACCUGGCGGGCUGGGCGGGAGGGCGGACAUGUGGCCAGCAGCGUGAGUGGCGUGAGGACCUAGACGUGCAGGGUGUGCGCAGGCCAGGGAGGAACCAGGGAGGAACUCUGGUGAACAGUGACUGUCAACACAAAGGACUCGCUGCAGGAGGCUGUGAAACCUGUCAUCCCAGUGGCCCCUCUGCAGACGCCGCCCUCCGCCGCAGCUCCCUAGAGACCCUUCUCGCGAAGACAGCGUCAAGACAGCGUUGGGGAGCCCGGCCCAGCGUCCCGCGCCGCGGUCAGGGGCUCUGCAGAGGCGGGAGGGUACAAGCCGUUGUGUGAGCCGGGGCUGGGCGGAGCCGUCGGGCAGCCCCACGGCCUAAUCUCGGUGGCUCCGCAAUGUCUUGGUGACACCCCAGACUUGUCACCAGUUAACAGAGCUGAAGGUGACUCAGACGGGCCGCUCAGCCCGGGCAGCAGAGCUAGGUUUGGAUCCGCCACCACUUGGCAAGGUGAGGAGGACGCAGGCAAGGCCAGCCCGGCGUGGCCGCUGGGGGCGGGGCCAAGGCCGGGGCUUGGAGAGGGGUAGGAGGGGGGUCUUGCCGCGGCCGGGACGCCCCCAACCUGAGGCUGCAGGCGUGGGGCCUUUCAAAGUCGGGGCAGAGCUGCAUUUAAUCUCCUUCCCCUCCUGACACCCCUGCUGGGGUGUGGGGACUGAACCCCAGCUCAGUUUCCAUCUUCCUGUCCCGACCGUGGGGCCCACAGGCCACCAGCAGGAAGGUGGAGAGUGGCAGGUCCCCCGUCACAUGUGACUGAGCCUGGACACCUUUAUUCAGGAGAUCAGAAUGUCCCCAAAGCAGUGCAGUCAGCCAAGUGACUCACCUGCAAAGGCAUUAGGAUGAUUGAAAUAGCCCAGCCGGCAGGGACAGGCAGUGACCACAGUCAGGGGACAGGCAGUGACCAGGGCCUGGGGACAGGCAGUGGCCACAGUCAGGGGACAGGCAGUGACCAGGGCCUGGGGGACAGGCAGUGACCAAGGCCUAGGGGAUAGGCAGUGACCAGGAGCAGGGACAGGCAGUGACCAAGGCCUAGGGGAUAGGCAGUGACCAGGAGCAGGGACAGGCAGUGACCAAGGCCCAGGGAACAGGCAAGUGACCAGGAGCAGGGGACAGGCAGUGACCAAGGCCUAGGGGACAGGCAGUGACAAUGAACAGGGGACAGACAGUGACAAUGAGCAGGGGACAGGCAGUGACAAUGAGCAGGGGACAAGCAGUGACCAAUGGGGCAGGUUUGGAAGCUCCGAGGGACUGUGGGGCUUGGGGCCUCGCUGCCACCUGGACCAGCGCGGCCGGCGGCGGGAUGAGCAGCGGGAGGACGGCGGUGGACGCCAUCGACGCGCGCGCCCUGGCGAGGAAGCUCGACCGCACGGCCUGCGACCCCGCCGCGCGCGCCAUCCUGGGCAGCCUGCUGCUCUACGUCUCCGCCCGCGAGCAGGGGCCCCCCUCGGCCGCCGGGGACCCCAGGCCCUGCCGCCGCCGGCCGGAGUCCCAGGAGGCCGCCCGGAGGCCCACGCGCUUCCAGCUCCUGCAGGCCAAGUUCCUGGGCGCGGGCCGCGAGCCCCACCUCAAGCGCACGCGGGAGGUGGGCAGGCUGAUCCCCAGGGACGGGCUCCGGCCCGGCGGCGGCCUGGUGAGCGCCACCAUCGACAAGCUCCUCGACAGGACCAAGGAGAGGGCGGGCGGCCUCCCCGGCGGCGAGAAGCCCCGCUGGAGCGCACCCGCCGGCAAGAGCACCGUGAAAAACAUCCUGAAGAAGUUCUUGGCCGCGGAGCAGAAGGAAGCCCAGGAGAAGGCGGCCCGCGAGAGGCCCCCGGCCGAGCGGCCCAGAGCCCCCAGGGGCCUCCUGCCCAAGGUCACGGGCAAGAGCGCGGUGCUGUCCAAGCUGCGCGAGAAGUUCGAGCAGAGCGCCUGCCUCUGCUCCGAGGCCGGCCUGCUGCCGCUGCGCAGGGAGGAGGCGAAGAAGAGGAACCUGCAGAGGAAGAAGAUGCACCGGCCCGAGGUGCGGGUGCUGCACACGGCCACCAUGGCCAGCUCCUGCGUCAGGACGCCCCCCGCGCGCUUCCUGGCCUGCACGGCCGAGCCGCUGCCGGCGCUCAGCCUGGCCACCGUGGUGUGCGGCCCCAGGAGCUGGCUGUCCCGCUGCUCCAAGAUCAGCCACGCGGGCGCGAGGCGCCAGCCCGGAGGACAAGCCGGCCUGCGCCCCAGCGGCUCCCAGGGAGCGGAGCCCAGCGGGGACGGGGCGCACGGGGAGGGGCCCCUCCAGGGGGAGCCCAGAGAACUGCCCCAGGACACGGCUGGGAGGGGCGGCCCCGCUGCUGCGGACGCGGCACCGCCGGACUCCCGCGCGCUCUCUGGCCACGUGUGCGAGCCGUCCCCGCUGUCCCCACUGGGGUCGGCCAGCCCAAGGGGCGCCAGGACGGUGGGCGCCACAGCGGGAAGCGCCGCGGACGGAUCCGGGGCGGGGAGGGACGCAAGAGCUGCUGGGCCUGCAGGGCUGCCGGGCGCGGGCGCCGGGGAGGUCCCCGAAAUCGCCAUGGCGGUUUGCAGCUCGGAGGACGAGAUGCCCGACGCGGACAGAGACCCCUUCUUCGCCACCCAGAAUCUUUUCCCGGAACAGAACGGGCUGGGACACAUCCCGCCACUCCACACGCCCGCGGUCCGGGCCGCCCGGCGAGCGCAGCCCGCGGCGGAGUCCCCGCGGGUCUCGGUGCAGCGGCCGCUCGUGCACCAGAUGCCGCCGGCUCCCGCCGCCCUGCAAAGCGCCCCGCCCGGCGGAGACGCGCGCUCCCGCGUCCGGGGAGGGGAGACCCAAGUCGGACACGCGCACGCGGCGCCUCCCCCUGCAGCUGGGAAUGGAGCCCCCGCGGAGCUGGGCGAGCCUUGCGGGACCCCGGUGGGACCCCAGACCCCUUCCGCGCAGGGGGCGCAGGCGGAGCCGAGCCCCGCACCCGCUCCAGGCGCCCAGGGCAGCAUCCCGGACGCGGCUGGGAGGACGCAGGGACCCCCCAGACACCCUGCCGGCGGGCAGGAAAGCGGACGCAGCUUCGAGAGUCCAAAUAGUCCCGAAAAUCCCAAGGACGUUUCGGCAGAGAGCGCGUCUGGGCUCCGUGAUGCGGUGCGCCUCUCGCCAGAGCCGCGCGGAACCCCAAAACCCAGCGAGGGCCCCUCGUCACAGGACCCCACAGCACGGAGAGGUCACCCGCACGCGCCGUCUCCCGGCGGGAGCAGUUUGACCGGCGCCCCCACGUCGCGGGCGGCUCCACCCGGGGGGCGCGCGGGGCCCGAGGACUCUGCCGCGAGCUCCAGCUCGGACGCCGCGCGCGGGCAAGAGCAGCGCCCGCCCCAGUCGGCUCAGCCCCUGCAGGUUGCCCAGGGAAACGCCAGCCUUGACUUUGGCCAGAGCAGACUGUCAUCGUCAUUGUCAUCCUUGGAUGAACAACCCAGACCAAGCAUCGAAGCCCCCAGGGAGAUGGCAGGUGCAGCCGGCGUGGCGGGGCGCGCCCCACUGUUGCCAGGGGGUGGCUGGCACCCCGAGCACCCCGUGGACGAGGCCGGGUUCGGAACCCCAGCAACAGGUCUUGGUGCCGCUGAGGGGGGUGGCCUCGUGGGACAGUGGCUCCCUCAGGAGCCCAACGACCCCCACGUGUGGGCCCCAGGGGCAGCUGCAGAAAGGGGCAUCUUCCAUGGCCAGGCGGGGGUCGCGGCCCCCCACCAGGAAGGAGCCGCCCACCCCGCCCCUGCGUGGGCAGCACGCAAAAGCAGCCCGGCACAAGUGGGAGCCACACGUCAGGGAGCUGUGUCAGGAAGUGCUCCAGGUCACGGCGCCCAGCCUCCAGUUCCAGCCUCCACUUGUCCCAGGCCAUGGGGAGCCAGCCCAGCGGGGCCCAGCCUCAGCCAGGGCGAGCUGCCAUCGCCUUCUGAGAACCAGCCGGCCGCACGCAGAAAGGGCAUUGAGUGGGAAAAGCCGCUUCCUUCAGGGGCAGAGGUCACCCACCCACCUCCUACAGCUCCGUCCAUGGAGGCAGAGGCUGGACGGGCGGGGAGGGCCCAGGAGCGCAGCCCUCUUGACCCCCGGGCUCACCAGCACCCCGCCCCUAGCACCCCAGCGGCCCAGAGCCCCUGGAGUGAAGCCCAGGAGGAUGGGCCGGCACAGGCAGGCUCCACGGUCCUCUCCCAACAGGGGCAAGAAAGUCACCCCAGGCUGGGGAAAACUGCCUCAGGGUGUGCGAGGUUACAGCCAGGUGUCUCUGGAAGGAGCACGGUGCUCCUGGGCCCGGAGGUUCUGCAGAACGCGGCAGGACAGCCUCAGGAACAGCUACGGCCAGCCCAGGACCUGGCCACAGAGGGGGAGAGCCCCCACCCCCCCAGCCACAACCAUCAGGCAGGUGCUCUGGGGCCGUGGGCAGAGCAGGUGAGGAGCCCAGGUCAGGGACAGGGCACCUGGGCUGCCAAGAACCCAGCCUCACCUGCAGGGAGCCCUGAGGGGCUGGGAAACCUGGCUGCCCCGGUCCAGGGAGGGGUCCAGGGACAGGUCAAGGGACAGGUCCAGGGACAAGUCAAAGGAACAGGUCCAGGGGGAACAAGUCAGGGACAGGUACAAGGUACAGGUCAAGCGGACUGUCCAGUGCGAACACCGCCCAAGUACAGGUCAGGGACAGCCCAGGAGCAGCCCGCAGGCGAUUGGGUCAAGGAGCAGUCCAGGACAGCCCAGGAAACAGCUCAAGGGACCAGCCCCAGGGAUGGGUCAAGGGACACGUCCAGGGUACAGGUCAAGGACAGCAAGGAGGACAGGUCAAGGGAAUGUCGCAGGAACAGCCGCCCAGAAACACAUCCAGGACAGGUUCGCAAAAAGGACAGCCCCAGGUAA